Sycon ciliatum is the source of this 3558-nucleotide messenger RNA. RefSeq lists its product as uncharacterized. The transcript has 2 exons. NCBI's taxonomy places the organism in Eukaryota, Metazoa, Porifera, Calcarea, Leucosolenida, Sycettidae. Bases 451 to 3030 code for a protein of 859 amino acids. The record is from RefSeq and is a predicted model, not a curated record.
UGCACAAACUUCACAAUCAGGCGGUGGCCACAUGGAGUUUACUCGCUGUGCCCUGCUUCCCCUCUGGAGUAUGGUCGAUCGAUCUUGGCCUCUAGUACUAGUGCCAGCAGUUGACGCUCCGCUUCUUGUAAAGAGCGUGGCUCGUUGAGACUGAGGGACUGAGGCCUCUGGAUUCGGCAGAACGGGGUUGGGAAAACACACAAGUUGUGAAAGUAAUAAUAGUUAGGUAGAUUUCCUUCUGCUCCUACAAACACCUCAGUGCUCGCGCCGGCCUGCAGGUUUAGAAUACGCAGAGAUCGGAUCGCCCUCUGCUACCAACUUUUCGGACAGGCUUGUUUUGCUGAAGCUGCGAUUCUCACUCUCGUAGCCGAAGUAAAGCAGGGUUGAACAAGGGCCUAGAUUUCACUGGCUCGUCUGUGGUUGUGUGAAGUAGUACGGCACGCCGCCGCAAUGGAUGACAGCCCAGUGGAGUCCGGCACGGAAGUCGACACCAGCAUCACGCUAUCGCACUUGCUCGCCGAAGUCGACGAACUGCCGGUGCGAACCACGGUCGUCAGCGGUGUCGUGUGCGGCCGCGAAUCUCUACCAUGCCAGGAUAUCACUGUGCUGUACGUAGAGGAGGCGGCCAUGGCGCAGUUCCGCGACGGCCACGGUCGAAGCUUCUGCGAGUCCGUGUCCCUGGAUGCGUGCCGAUUCAAACUGCUUCCGGAGCGCGAAGAGAACGAUGACAAGACGUUUGCUACCGUGCGGCAUGUCAUGCGUCGCACGAACUACCUACCGAACAUGGUGCGCGCACUGAGCGGCUAUGGCCUGGAUGAUGUCGGCAGCGAAGAGGCCGUGGAGCCGAACGACGUGUUCGAAGUGGGCACGGCCAGACUCGAACGGUGUGGCGUGGAGUGUGUGCUGUGGUUUCGCGUCAACAACAUUGGAGGUGACGAUGCUGGCGCUGUUCAGUCGGCGACGUCGUCAUUUUCAUCCCCGAGUCGCGAGCCCAUCACCAUACCUCUGGAUGCGGACUGUGAGUUUCACACGUCGGUGGACGAACGCCUGCACCGGCUACAGGAUGUGAUGGGAAUGGUGAAGAAAGGUCUUCUGCAGUUGCCUGUCCGAUUGGAAGUGGCCAGCACCUCCACCUUUGGCCUGGCUUCGCUACCCGCCACACUGGUCGGCCGCAAGUUCACCAUCACUGGCCUGCCGACGCGGCGAAGCGUCAUAGCAACGGACGGUGGCGACGUGUUUCGUAUUCCGGAGGAGCUGUGCGAUACGGUGCGGGUGGCCGACGUCCUCCUGGACACGGAAUACAGCAUGACGUUGCGCAACGUCAUGGCGCUGUCACGGUGCCUGGACGGAGAUCGCAUUCGCACCGUUGGCCCACCCGAGCCGGCUUCCAUCAGCGCGCUAACCCAGGCCAAUACGGCCAUGCCGAUCGCAUCGUCAUCAUCAGCAGCAGCCGGCACAGGGCUCGGUGGACCGAUGAUGUCGCGUCACACGGCCACACAGAUCAUCCUGUCGCCGCAGCACUUCCGACAGCGCCUGACCAGCCAGUCACUGCGGCAGCUGAGAGCGUCGCGAUCGAGCGUGACGCGCACCAGGAGCGAUGGACACAUGUUGCACCGCCGCACACAACAACAACUGCAGCAGCGCCUGUCGAUGAACGAAGACGACGAAGGCUACGUACCUCACAUGGCGGUGACGGCAAGCGUUUCCGCCAGCGACUCACCCGUCGAGUACUGCACCGUGCCGGAGAGAAAGCCGUCGACGGGUGGCUCGGGGGGUGUUCGCCGGACUGUAUCAAACGCCGACGUGAACUCAGUGCGACCCGCGGCGAAUCUACCGCGAUACACGCCAACGCCGGUUCACACGGGCGGCGAGCGUAAGCGUGCGGACGCGUACGAGGACGUGGACCAGGUGCGCUACGGGUACAGCUUCCUACGACCGGGGGAGGACCGCCGUGCCCCGGAUUCUCGACGCAGCAGCAGCAAUACGUCUCGGGCCGUGGAGAGCGGCUUCGAUGACCAGAACUACGCGCUCAUGCCGUCAGCUGCUCAUCGCAGCAGCGGCGACAGUGAUGAUGACGUUGUGUCCCCUCAGAAUGGCGGAGCGGCUGACGGUGCACAUGCCACUAACCUGUACAGCAACGGACCUCGCUCCCGGGACGCGACGCACGAGCACGUCUCACUUGCGCCCAGAGUGCCGCUCAAGAAGCACAAAAGCGGCAGCUCGCUGAUGGCGCACUCGACCGGGACUGGCACAUCUACUAGUAGUGAACACAUCUAUCAAACACCGACAAGCAGUCGUCCGCCCUCACCAGCACGUUUGUCCCUUCGGAGCCGAGGCUCGUUCAAGCAGCAGCAUGCCGAAAACCUCUACUCCACGCCGACAUCGUCACCAUUGCCCAUGCGCAAAAGCCAUUCGCAACCGCAGCUUGCGCAGCUGUCUGUUACGCCGGCCGGCAAGCAGUGCAAUGAUGACGUCAUUGACCCGCCGCUCUACGUCAACGGAGGCGCUGCGGAGGCGGACACGGCAGCAGAGGUACUGCAGACCAAGAAGCCCAUGCCCAAGCCACGGCGUAGCUUGACCACACGAGCACUCAACACGGUCGCUGUUCGCAGUCCGGAGAAACCCUGCAGCUCCAUGACGAGUCCCGGGCGCAGUGCCGCUGGCAAUAGUGCCACGCUGGGCCCGCAAAAGCCGCCGCGAAAGGCCAAAACGCCGUCCGAAACAAACACGCUGAGCCCGACCUCACCGCUUUACACGAACAUUCCCGAUACAUCCGGCGGCGGAGCGGGCAGUGGAUACGUGCAGCUUGCGAAUGUGCAGCAGAUUUCCGAGGACCUGGAACGCACCAAGGCGGCACUGGAGCUGUCACAGUCGGAGGUACAGUCACUGCAGGUGGAGUUGAGCGCGUACAAGGACCAGUGCUACUGCAUGAACGUAGAGCGGCGUGUGCAGGAGAGCUACGAGUUCACAAUCCCACGAAACCUGCCCAAGAGCAGCUCUCAGUUCAUAGGCCGCGACUCAACAGUAUAGCGCGUUGCCUGGGAAUAAGGACGUUGGUUGAACAAUGCAACAAACAGCUUGACAUUAACUAGGAUGAUCCCUUUCUGGACUUUCUGGAGUGUGUCUACUGCGGUAGCUGUUAUAGUCUUGAAAACAGUUCUGAGCUGCUAGUGGAGUUCCAGCUCUCUGAAUCAAUGCAAGUUGUACUGCGCCUGACCGAGUUCUCUCUCUCUCUCUCUCUCUCUCUCUCUCUCUCUCUCUCUCUCUGUGUCUAUCUAUCUAUCUCUCUCUCUCUCUCUCUCUCCCCCCCCCCCCCCCCCCCCAAUGGAUGAGCAAAUUGAUUCGGGUAUAUUGAUUACUCUCCCAGCAACACUGCUGCUCGAGGUCCCACAAGUUCGUGCCUUUUUCUAAACCUGGCUGCAUAUACAAAAUAUUAUUUACAGAUUGACUUGCCCCUGUAUGUGAGCAGUGUAUCCCACCCACAUGCCAGUCUAGAUUGUCUUGCUGCCAUUUCCACAGCUGUUGAAUCCGCGUCACAUUGCUAUUUUCAUUUCGCGA